Galleria mellonella (greater wax moth) is the source of this 1806-nucleotide messenger RNA. It is a transcript of the gene Nmd3, whose product is annotated as 60S ribosomal export protein NMD3. The transcript is spliced from 9 exons. Lineage: Eukaryota; Metazoa; Arthropoda; Insecta; Lepidoptera; Pyralidae. Gene Ontology annotation, cellular component: nucleus; cytoplasm. Bases 173 to 1681 code for a protein of 502 amino acids. The record is from RefSeq and is a predicted model, not a curated record. Gene Ontology annotation, biological process: ribosomal large subunit export from nucleus. Gene Ontology annotation, molecular function: ribosomal large subunit binding.
AUAGAGUCAAUCUCAUUUGUCACACGUGGGACCUAUAUUGCCUGUAGAUGUGUAAUUUUUUUACAGUUCCUUUCUUCAUUUGUUCAUUUUUUCUACACAAAUAAUCGUUUUGUGCUUAUAAAUAAUCUUCAAUACAUUAUUAAUUUUAUGGUUAACAAAAUAAAUUUUAAAAAUGGAGUAUAUUUUGCCAGAAAAUAUUGCUUCAAACAGUACACGAAUUUUAUGCUGUCAGUGUGCAGUGCCUAUUGAAGCAAACCCCUCCAACAUGUGUGUUGCAUGUUUACGUGCUCAUGUGGAUAUUACAGAUGGUAUUCCUAAGCAAGCCACACUUUUCUUUUGUAGAGGUUGUGAACGGUAUUUACAGCCUCCCGCAGAGUGGAUAGUGUGUGCCUUGGAGUCUAGAGAACUUCUUGCUCUAUGCCUUAAAAGAUUGAAAGGUUUGAAUAGGGUUAAGUUGAUUGAUGCUGGAUUUGCAUGGACAGAACCCCAUUCAAAGAGAAUUAAGGUCAAACUAACAGUACAAGGUGAGGUCAUGGGUGGAACAGUACUUCAACAAACUUUUAUUGUAGAAUUCACUAUCCAACACCAAAUGUGUGAUGCAUGUCACCGCUCAGAGGCUCAGGAUUACUGGAAAGCUUUAGUGCAAAUUAGACAGCGAGCAAACAACAGGAAAACUUUUUAUUAUUUAGAACAGCUGAUUUUGAAACACAAGGCACACGAGAAUACUCUUGGUAUUAAGCCAAAACAUGAUGGAUUGGACUUUUUUUAUGCUACAGAAAGUCAUGCCCGUAAAAUGGUUGAUUUUGUGCAAUCAGUGUUACCAAUAAAAUGCCAACAUUCUAAGAAACUUAUAUCCCAUGACAUUCAUAGUAAUAUUUACAAUUAUAAAUUUACAUUCAGCAUUGAAAUUGUUCCAUUAUCUAAGGACAGCAUUGUGUGUCUUCCAAAGAAGUUGACACAUCAACUUGGAUCCAUAUCACCCAUAUGUUUGGUGAAUAGAGUGACUAGCACUAUUCACCUCAUUGAUGCAAAUACUGGACAAGUAUGUGAUUUAUCAGCCACAGUAUACUGGCGCUAUCCAUUCACCCCUAUAUGUAAUCCAAAGCAAUUAGUGGAAUACAUAGUAAUGGAUAUAGACAUAUUAAAAGAACAUGAAAAGAAAUCAUUUCCUGGUCAAGGGAAUGUGUCAAGUAAACAUGUAGUAGCUGAUGUCUGGGUUGUUAGAGCCAAUGAUCUAGGAUUGGAUGUUAAUCCUAUCCAUACAAAAACUCAUCUUGGUCAUAUAUUGAAACCAGGAGAUACAGUGCUGGGAUACAACCUCGGAAAUUCAAACGUGAAUGACGUUAAUUUUGAUAAGUUAGAUCGUAGUGUGGUUCCUGAUGUGUUCUUAGUGAAGAAACACUAUGGGGAGAGAUCGGCGAGACGGCGAGCACGUAACUGGAAACUCAAGCAUAUGGCUGAAGAGUUGCAUGAAGGACUUAGUUCUUCUAAUGAUGACUAUAACGAGUUUCUGGACGAUUUGGAGGAAGAUCCUACAUUUAGGCAAAAUAUAAAUAUAUUUAAAGAUGAAAAUAAGAUUGCUGUGGACACUGAUGAAAUCGAUCCUACAUUACCUCGCAUUACUCUUGCGGAAAUGUUAGAUGAUUUGACUAUAGAAGAUGUUGAAAUGAGUGAAGUGUAAUAUAUGUACGAUAUAUUAAAUGUAAUAUUAUAAAAAAAAAUAUUUUUCAUUCAUUUUUAUAUUUACAUACCUAUAUUUAUUGUUAUCAUCAGUUUAUUUUUAUUCAAUAAAUAGUUUUCAAUAUA